Molecule: messenger RNA, 279 nt
Organism: Paracoccidioides brasiliensis Pb18
Exons: 2
Coding region: 1-279 (92 amino acids)
Source: RefSeq, a predicted model, not a curated record
AUGGCGGCAGAGUGGGCCCAACCACAAUGGGACAGGCAGGACAUGGACCGCGACAACCAGGCCAGGGGGACAAUUAAUUCAAUGAACAACACAGGGAGAUGGGGGAUGGGGAAUAUAGAGAUGGGUGUUGAUGGUAGCCCCAGUAAUAUGGUUAGACGAAAGACGGACGGGGGCGCAACAUUUGCAUUUCGCUCGACCCCUGCUGCCCCACCCGUUGACCCACUGCGUCGCUUACCCUCAGACUUCGGUGCGACUGGGACGAAGGAUUCCUUGAAAUAG